CAAUAAUUAUCUCCCUUGGCAUAACAACCCGACGCUUUCGAGUUAUCCUGUUUACAUUUGAACUAUGGGCAAUGUUUCCUCUUAUCUUGGCCACAGAUUAUUUGAGUCUGGUGUCAAAAGGAAACGAGAAUUUAUAUUAGAAGACAAUGAAACGGAUUUAGACAUUCCAAAAAGACGAAGGUUGAAAUCUACAACGAAACAUAUUUAUGAUACUCUUUUUGUAAAUGGGCAAGGCAGUGAUAUCACAAUCAAAGCAUUGGGUCAAGAAUGGCGCCUACACAAAAUGUAUAUAAGUCAAUCAGCCUACUUUGCUUGUAUGUUCAAUGGAUCAUGGAAAGAAUCUGAUGAAUCUGUCAUAAAUAUUGAUAUUGUUGAUCCCAAUAUUGAUGUCGAUGCUCUCAACAUUACCCUUGGCUCAUUCUACAAUGACAAUGUACUGAUCAGACCAACGCAAGUGGUCAGUAUACUUGCUGCUGCACGGUUACUGCAACUGGAAGACCUUAUCCAACAAUGUGAGUCAAUUAUGAAAGAUUCUAUUAGUGCCACAACAGUCUGUAAAUAUUACAUGGGAGCUACUAUGUAUGGCGCCUUGGAUGUAGAAUCUCAAUGCUUGCAAUGGCUACAAAGAAACUUACUUUCUCUGCGAGAAAUUGAUUUGCUCAAAGACAUUAGUUGUGAAUUGAUGGAAAAGAUCGUUGGUUCACCCAAUCUUUGUGUCCUACAAGUUGAAUUAGAUGUAUAUACAUUAGUGAAAAAGUGGUUAUAUCUCCAGUUGUUUCCUGAUUUCGAAGGAGACAUGACCAGUCUCUCAGAACAAAUGGGUUACUUCAAAGGGCUUGCUGAAGGCAAAGAAAACCAUUAUUUUCUGAUGACUAAGGAAGGCCGCAAGUACAUCUCGGUAUUUCGGCAAGUGAGGUUUCACCAUAUUAUCAACGAUAUGCAAUCUGUAAAAACCCUUUAUGCUGACCACAUUGUUUCACCAGAAUGGUUGCAGCCUUACUUCACCUAUCAGUGGAACAAAAUGCUUGCAGUUGACCAAGGGUUAGAUAAAGGACCACAACAACUUUCUGAGGAGGAGUUUAACAAAACAGCUAUGCGAUGUGGAAGAAUUCUACAAAAAAAUGGCAAAUAUUGCUGGCGGUGGACUGGUUACAGCUAUGGCUUUGAUUUACUGAUUAUUCUCACGAAAAGGGGUUUUGUCUUCAAGAGAAACACGCAAAGUCAACCAUACAAUGGAUCUGUUAGUCUACAACCAACCCGGAGAAUAUUUUAUAAGUUUUCUGUUAUGUCUCUUGACAAGAGUGGUAUGGUGACAUAUAGCAAGUCAACUCCUAUACACCGUUUGCGUUUUGUACCUGAUGAGGAUAUACCCAUUCUCACUUUGGAGGAAGCAGCAACAUUUCCUCUCCAUAUCUGUUUCAACGUUGUCUACGUAACACCAUGUGAGACUGUACCUUUACCAACAUUGCCAACCCUUACAAAUGAAGACUGGGACAAGAUAGAUGAUAUUCAAGGCAUGCCAAGCUCUUCAGUUCACCUGGAUUCUACACUCAAUCCUGAGUCCUUAUUAAGCAACAGUUCUGCAGAGUAAACUAGUUAACCUGCCUGAUCUAAUUUCAUCCGCUAAUCCAGGCGAAAUGGCUUCCAUCAAUCUAGUUUAUUUUAUUUUUUUUCCAUGCCUCACCUCCAGCUCUCUCUCUCUGUUCAUUCACUAAAUAUUGUGGUCAUCUAUCACUUGAUUCCUGAUACCAUGUCAACACACUGCAUUCAUUGAAAAGUUAAGUUUAACAUUUUGAUCAAUGCACCACUCACAAUCACAAACAUCAUAUAUAUAUAUAUAUAU
Molecule: messenger RNA, 1843 nt
Organism: Octopus bimaculoides (California two-spot octopus)
Lineage: Eukaryota; Metazoa; Mollusca; Cephalopoda; Octopoda; Octopodidae
Product: germ cell-less protein-like 1
Biological process (GO): germ cell development
Molecular function (GO): protein binding
Source: RefSeq, a predicted model, not a curated record